AUGGAAAAAGAACAGGAGAACCAAACCAACUUUGCAGGAUUCAUCCUCCUGGGUUUUUCUUCCUCUCCAGAGUUUCAAGGACUUCUUUUUCCUGUUUUCCUUUGUAUGUACCUGCUUUGUCUCCUAGGAAACCUCUUGAUAAUCUUGCUGAUCUUCUCCAACACCAGCCUCCUCCAUGUUCCCAUGUAUUUCUUCCUCUGUCACUUGUCAUUGGCCGAUCUUGGAUUGAGUUCCACCAUUGUACCUAAAAUGCUGCAGAAUCUGCUGUCCCACACAAACACCAUAUCCUACAGUGGUUGCCUGACCCAGGUGUAUUUCUUUGUGAUCUUCAUUGCAACAGAUAACUUUCUCCUGGCCUCCAUGGCAUAUGACCGCUAUGUAGCCAUCUGUCAUCCACUGCGUUAUACAACGGUCAUGAGCUAUAGAUGUUGCAUACAACUGGCUGCUGCAUGUUGGUUCCUGGCUCAUGUUCACUCCCUCUUGUAUGUUCUUUCAGUAUCUGAUUUUACUUUCUGUGCUUCCCGGGAAAUCCCCCAUUUUUUCUGUGACUUUCACCCUUUACUGAAGCUCUCCUGCUCUGACACCUCAUCUGCUGAAGUGCUGCUUGUCAGUGAAGGCACCGCAAUUCUUCUUGGACCCCUUUUUCUGAUUCUCUUUUCCUACCUUUUCAUUCUAUUCAAAGUUUUCAAAAUACCAUCAGGUCUCAGGAAAUACAAGGCCUUCUCCACCUGCAGUUCCCAUCUCACUACUGUUGCUUUGUUCUAUGGGACUCUGUUAGGCAUCUACAUCCGUCCAUCCUCCACCUAUUCGGGGUCUAAGUUGAAAAUUGCAUCAAUAUUAUACACAAUGGUGACUCCCAUGCUCAAUCCUUUCAUAUACAGCCUGAGGAACAGCAAGAUGCAUGAGGCUAUGAAAAAAAUAGUAAACAGAGUAUAUGCUCUUUGA
Molecule: messenger RNA, 945 nt
Organism: Python bivittatus (Burmese python)
Lineage: Eukaryota; Metazoa; Chordata; Lepidosauria; Squamata; Pythonidae
Product: olfactory receptor 1L4-like
Biological process (GO): G protein-coupled receptor signaling pathway
Cellular component (GO): membrane
Molecular function (GO): G protein-coupled receptor activity; olfactory receptor activity
Source: RefSeq, a predicted model, not a curated record